UCACCUUCUAUGGGCCGAAAGAAGCGAACCCCAGCAAGCGCAAACCCUACACCUCCCUCGCCCCCGCCUCCGCCUGCGCCUCCGGCGGCCGGCUCAACCCGGGCGGAUGGGGAUGGGGAUGCGGCGGCGGCGGGUGGGGCCGAGGGGGCGGCGGUGCGGGCGGUGUGCGACAGGGCGCUGGGGGCGCUCCAGCGGGGGAACCACGCCAAGGCGCUGCGGCUGAUGAAGGAUGCGGUGGGGAGGUACGGGGACGGGUCACCGCUGCUGCUCCGCGCGCACGGGACGGUGCUCGCCCGGGCCGCCGCGGCGCUCGACGAGCCCGGGGCGCGCGCGCGGCACCAGCGGGCGGCGCUGGACGCGGCCCAGCGCGCCAUCGAGCUCGCGCCGGACUCCAUCGAGCUCGCGCACUUCCGCGCCAUGCUCUACUACGAGAUCGCCUCCGACGCCGUGGGCUACGAGGUGGCCGCCGGCGAGUGCAACCGCGGGCUCCUCAUCCAGAACCCGACAGACCCGGCGCCCCACUCCCUCAGGCUGCCCGCGCCGGACGUCGAGCAGGUCCGCGCCGAGCUCAGCAACCUGAUGCAGAGGUCCAACAUGACGUCAAUCUCGAUGUGGGUUAAGUCCGUGAACAUGGGCUACACUCCUGAGGAGAAGGUUCGGGUUUUCCCUAUCCGCCGCGGUGCCGACGACGCUUCUGAGGUCCGUCUCCUACCGGCGGCUCCUGCUCCACGCCGGCCGAAUGAGAUCAAGAAGGCUAAUAAGACCCCUGAAGAGCGGCGCAAGGAGAUCGAGGUGCGGCUUGCUGCGAUGAGGUUGCUGGAGCAGCAGCAGCACAAUGCCUCAACGGCUUCUUCCUCCACCUCGCAAUCACAGUCAAUGGGGGAUGAAGCCCCCUCCUCAUCAUCUCAGUCAUCAGUGUCUGGGCAUCGUGCUGACCGGAGGAAGGGUGGGUCCAGGAAGACAACAGCUUCAUCCGUGUCUGGUCGCAUUGAACAAGUGCGUGAGUUCUGGGGCACAUUCCCCAUGGAUCGGAGGCUUGCGUUCUUAAGCACUAGUGUUUCUGACCUCAAGUCACACUAUGCUGCUGCAGUGCAUAAGGAGAAAGAUGCUGCCAGUGUGGUUUCUGAUGUGCUUAAUGAGGCAAUAAGGUUUGCCACUAGGAGUGGGAAAUGGGAGUUUUGGGUAUGUGGCCGGUGUGGCGAGCGUUUUGCUGAUGCUGAAUCACAUGUACAGCAUGCAAUGGACAAACAUGUGGAUGUGCUGUCCCCUCGAUUGAUGAAUAUGGUGCCAGAGGAGAUUGAUGACGCGUGGGCUGAAAAGCUCACUGGUUCAAGCUGGAGGCCAGUGGAUGCUACUGCAGCACUCAAAAUUCUCGAGGAAGAACUAACUGAAAAUGUUGGCUCAGAUAGGGACAAAGAUUCAACGUCAUCGGAUAUUUGGAGUAUGAAAGAUAAAUCGGACACAUCAGAUUCCUCAACCUCACCGCACAAUGAGGAGUGUGAUAGUUUUGGCAUGGUUACAAGGGAAGUUGACAGGAAGUGGCCACUGUCUGAUGAUGAGGAAAGAACAAAGAUUUUAGAGAGGAUACAUUCAUCGUUCAAAAUCCUUGUAAAACACAAGAAUCUUUCAUCGAGGCAUCUGAACAGGGUUCUAUGUUUUACUAUGGAGGAACUCAGGGGAAGGAUGCCUUCUGGGUCACUGCCACUUAACCACUCGUUGGAUGAGUCACCACUCUGCAUUUGCCUGUUGGAUUUAUCUUCACUGCAGAAGGUGCUUGAAUUCGUGCAGGAACUUAUGCAUGCUAGUGGACUUAACAAUAGGAGCUCAGAAAAGGAUGAGAAACUAGCUGACCUAGAUAGUUUCCCGAAACGUCGGAGCAACUUGGAGAAGGUUAUACUUGAUUCUGAUUCAUCAUUGCUUAUCCUUGAUAGCCAAGCGUUUGAAGGGAGGUCUGACCGUGAUAAUGUUCUGGCUGACCCAUUCCUUUCAUGGUUAUAUACUGGACCUUCAGUUGAAGAGCAGCUAUUGGACUGGAACCAUAUGCUUGAGGUGAGGUCAAAUCAGUAUAUGGAGAUUCUUCACGAGCUCGAUAAAGAGUUCUCAGCAUUGCGGAACUGGUGUGAACAGAAGCAUGACCAGCUGAGCAAUGAGGAGGGGUUGCUUGCUGUGGAUAGCCUUUUAUGUGAAGAGCAAAGGCGAAGGGAUGCUGUAGAUCUCUAUGAAGGAUAUGAGGAGCUCCUAAAGAAGCGACAGGAGCUACUGGAGCUCAAUGCCGAGGAGUUGUUUAAUGGCUGCAGAUCUGAGUUAAGUAUGAUCUCUACCAUCUUAAGGGAAGUUAAAACAGCACGCUACGAUGAAGCCUUUUCUGGCAGGACCUCGCGCCUGUGUGACUUUUAUGGGACUGAGGAAGAUGAAUGGGGUUUGCAUGAUUUUGAACAUUCAAAUGAUUCGGUGGUACAGUUGGUUGUUUCAAGACUGAAGGAUCAAGUUGCUGUGGAGCUUAACAAGAUAGAUGCUAGGAUUAUGCGAAUUUCAGCUGUGAUUGAGCGUCUGAAACUCAAGUUUGGGCCUGCUUCUGUCCUUGAUUACCAAACAAUUCUCCUACCCCUUUUGAGGUCGUUCUUGCGAACCCAUUUGGAAGAGCUAGUGGACAAGGAUGCUAGGGAGAGAUCUGAUGCUGCAAGUGAAGCCUUCCUGGCUGAACUUGCUUUGGAUGCUAAGAGGAAUGCAAAAGUGGGUGACACUAAACAAUCCCAUGAUAGGCCAAAGGACAAGAAGAAAGUGAAGGAUUCUCGAAAAUCUAAGGAUCUUAAGGAUUUGAGCUUGAGUGAUCAGUACCUCGUCCGUGCAGAUAGUGUAGAUGAGGAAACAUCAGAGCAACCACUUUCAUCAAGUGAUUAUAACUUAAAUGAUCAAGAAGAAUUCAGGCAUAGAUUACGGCCUGAUGAAGCAGAUGAAAGAAGGAUGGAGGAAACUUUGGAGCACCAAAGAUGGAUGGAGGAGGAGACAAAGAAGAAGCAUUUUGCAGAACAAUAUGGAAGAACUUCACCAGAUUCCAAUAUUGGGGUGGCUUGUCGUCUGACUGAUGUGAGUUUGAACAGGGAUCAGGAUAAGCAUAAUUCUGCCCAAAACAACUCUUCACGUACUUAUCUUGAAGGCAUAAAUUUUGGUGAUUUUCGGUUUUCUGAAGUUCCUUUGCGGGAUGAACAUUCUACUUUGAGAUUGUGUGAUUCUGAUCUUCUGCAAAAGAUGGAGAAUGGAUUGGGCUAUCUUGAUACACGCUCAACCAACAGUGAUGUGGACCUUAUUAAGUCUACAAUGAAUGGAGUUGGGAAAAAUGUAGAAACUACAAAGCCUACACUGAAAGUGAAUGGUGUUGGGAAAGAUGCUGAAAAUACAAAGCUUCCAGCUAUUCCUAGCACCCAAAAGUCUAGGAAAAGUACCAGCCAAGUGCAUAAGAAAUACAUCCAAGAUGAUGAUAAUAGGCCAUCUAUUGGACAAUCUGGUUCACCAGUUCCAAGAUGGAGCAGUUCUGGUAAAGCAGCAGAGAUUGUCAAUCACAGUUAUCAAGACACAAAACAAAAUACGCUACCACUUUUGUCUUCAGAUUAUUCGCAACGUGUGAAUGGGAUUCGAUCUUCUGGAAGAGAGAAUCCAAGUAGUGAGAAAGUUGACUGUAGUGCUAUCCCAUCAACACAUCUGUAUAUUGAGGAUGACAAAAGGUUCGAAGAAGAACUGGAGAGAGCUGUGCUUCAAAGCCUUGGCACUUCUAAUGAAAAAGAAGUCUAUGGGGCUGGCCUUAAAAAUGCUGCUGGUGAAUACAAUUGUUUCUUGAAUGUGAUUAUCCAGUCAUUAUGGCAUUUAAAGCGGUUUCGAGAUGGGUUUCUUAAAAAAUCAUCGCUGCAUAAGCAUGUUGGAGAUCCUUGUGCUGUCUGUGCGUUGUAUGAUAUCUUCACUGACCUGAGCAAAGCAUCCGAGGAGCAAGGGGAAGCUGUUGCACCUACUUCUUUGAGGAUCGCUUUGAGCAAAUCCUACCCUGACAGCAAAUUCUUUCAGGAGGGGCAAAUGAACGAUGCGUCUGAGGUGUUGGAGGUGAUCUUUCAGUGCUUGCAUAGGUCGUACACUUCUCAUACUGACUUGCAAGUUAAAUCUCAUGAGGUCAAUUGUAUUGGCUCCUGGGAUUGUGCAAGUAGUUCUUGCGUAGCACAUGGUCUUUUUGGAAUGGACAUCUAUGAACGAAUGAACUGCCAGAGUUGUGGUUUGGAAUCCAGACGGCAUAAGUACACUUCAUUUUUCCACAAUAUCAAUGCUAGUUCACUUCGAACUGCAAAGGAUAUGUUUCCAGAUUAUUCAUUUGAUGAUCUUCUGAGGAUUGUGAUAAUGAAUGACCAUCUGGUUUGUGAUCCGGAUGGUGGUGGUUGUGGAAAACCAAACCAUAUUCAUCACAUUCUUUCUAGCCCCCCUCAUGUUUUUACAGUUGUUCUGGGGUGGCAGAACAGCAAAGAGAGUGUGGACGACAUAUCUGGAACUUUGGCUGGUAUUUCAACUGAGAUAGACGUCAGUACUUUCUACCGUGGUCUAGAUCAAGGAAGCAAACAUUCUCUGGUGUCAGUGGUUUGUUACUAUGGGCAGCACUACCAUUGCUUUGCUUUUGAGGAUGGACAGUGGGUCAUGUAUGAUGACCAGACUGUGAAGGCUGUUGGUAGUUGGGAUGAUGUGCUGAUUAUGUGUAAGAAAGGUCACUUGCAACCUCAGGUGCUCUUCUUUGAAGUUGCGAAGUAAUUGUUCUUCAGAUAGGCUUUCUUUGUGGUGUUGUGAAGAUCAUAAAUAGAUACCAAAUUCGUUUUGAGCUGCGGGGGAUAAAGGCAUAAAGUGGUAAUUCAGCAGUUGCACUGAUCAAUCAGUUUUGUCGUGCCCCGUCAUAAAUAAACGGUCACAUGAGAAUACUAGAAAUAGAAAGGCCAGUGAUCCUUUUGUUUAGGGUUUUUUUUGGAGCUUUGGUAUAGUUCUGAUCCCUGAUCCUGUCAAUAAGAUUUUGGCGUAGGAGUGGGAAGGUGGUCAUCGAUCUUGUGCCAUAUAGAGAACAGAGAAUUUCAGAGAUUCACAAGUCUCGCUGACUUUGUUUUGAAGCUGAUCCGAAUGCAUCAAUGAUGUACAGAGUUUUGUUUUCCAUGGGAAGGCUAUAGGGGUUAUGUUCAUUAGUUUUGGGAGGAAAAGUGUUCGUAGUGAUGCAAAAUGGUUGUAUUCGUUGAAAAAUGUUUGGGAAGGAAUAUAUUAUUGGGAGCACGGUGCUUACAUUGAAA
Messenger RNA from Oryza brachyantha (malo sina), 5303 nucleotides. RefSeq lists its product as uncharacterized. The record is from RefSeq and is a predicted model, not a curated record. NCBI's taxonomy places the organism in Eukaryota, Viridiplantae, Streptophyta, Magnoliopsida, Poales, Poaceae. Gene Ontology annotation, biological process: protein deubiquitination. Bases 10 to 4782 code for a protein of 1590 amino acids. The transcript has 14 exons. Gene Ontology annotation, molecular function: cysteine-type deubiquitinase activity.